AAUCAGCAUCAAGUGGCCUUCACAACAUUCGAAGCCCAAUGGAGCACUAUUGUUCUAUAUCGUCUGAUAGUGGGUCAGCGGAUGGGUCUAGGCAGCCCCCAGUUGGGGAUUCAGCCCCGGUGUCCUUUAACAAGGGGUCAUCAAGGUCACUACCAGCAUCCACCUCACCACAAGCCCAACAGGACCCUGCUACAUUCAGGUCUGAGCCAGCAGCAAGAGCUAUACCACAAGUGAUGGGAAAUAACCCUGGUCAGGUGACUGGAAAUAACCCUGGUCAGACGACUCGAUAUAACCCAGGUCACGUGACUGGAUAUAACCCUGGUCAGGUGACUGGAAGUAACCCUGGUCAGGUGACUGGAUGUAGCCCUGGUCAGGUGACUGGAUAUAACCCUGGUCAGGCAACUGGUUAUAACCCUGGUCAGGCGACUAGAUAUAAUCCUGGUCAAGUGACCCGAAAUUACCCUGGUCAGGUGACUGGAUAUAACCCUGGUCAAGCGACCCGAAAUAACCCUGGUCAGGUGACCGGAAGUAACCCUGGUCACGUGACUGGAUAUAAUCCUGGUCAAGCGACCCGAAAUAACCCUGGUCAGAUGACUGUAUAUAAUCCUGGUCAAGCGACCCGAAAUAACCCUGGUCAGGUGACUGUAUAUAGCCCUGGUCAAGCGACCCGAAAUAAUCCUGGUCAGGUGACUGGAUAUAACCCUGGUCAGGUGACUGGAUAUAACCCAGGUCAGGUGACUGGGAAUAACCCUGGUCACAUGACUGGAAUUACCUCGGAACACCCAACAGCUCAGUUGAUGCAACAAAGAGUGCCUGAACAAAAUCAAGAACAAGCAGAAAGCUUUUCCUCUGAGAACAUAUUUUUUUCAAGUUAUCAGCAGCAGCAACAGUAUGACCCGUCGAAUCAGCAGGGUGUCGUGAUGGAGAACUAUGUGCAGCCUGUUCCCAAUCAAGGAGCA
Molecule: messenger RNA, 959 nt
Organism: Mizuhopecten yessoensis (Yesso scallop)
Lineage: Eukaryota; Metazoa; Mollusca; Bivalvia; Pectinida; Pectinidae
Product: tetra-peptide repeat homeobox protein 1-like
Exons: 1
Source: RefSeq, a predicted model, not a curated record